UCUGGCGAGGACGCAUUUUCUUGUAAAGUCAUGGAGAUUUUAGAUCUGAUUCUCCAGACCUCCAGCUCUGUCUCCCUGUGGGGGGCUCUGGUGGUCCUGUUCAUCGUCUACCUCGUCUCAUCCUCCAGCUUCAGCUCCCAGAAGGACAGGAAGGGACCUCCGGGACCAAGACCACUUCCCCUCCUGGGGAACCUGCUGCAGCUGGACCUCAAGAGGCCUUACGACACCCUAGUGAAGCUUUCCAAGACAUAUGGAUCGGUGUUCACCGUCUACAUGGGACCCAAAAAAGUGGUCGUCCUGGCUGGAUACAAGACGGUGAAGGAGGCGCUGGUUAAUCGUGCUGAUGAGUUCGGGGAAAGAUUCGCAUUUAAAAUCAUAGAUGACUACAACGAAGGACAUGGGGUUUUAUGGUCCAACGGGGACUCGUGGAAAGAGAUGCGUCGCUUUGCUUUGACCAACCUGAGAGACUUUGGGAUGGGCAAGAAGGCGAGCGAGGACAAGAUCAUUGAUGAGUGUGAGCAGCUCAUCGAAGUGUUUAAGAAAUAUAAAGGAGAAGCUUUUGAUUUGACAAAACCAAUGAACUGCGCAGUCUCCAAUAUAAUCUGCUCCAUUAUUUACGGAAGCAGAUUUGAAUACAAUGACCCAGAGUUCACGUCCCUGGUGGAUCGAACCAACAAAAAUAUUCAACUUGUGGGCUCCCCGUCAAUACAGUGGUACAACCUGUUCCCGUGGCUCGGUAAAUGGAUCCCCAACAGGAAGGAAUUGCAUACGUCGUUUAUGGCCAACAAGAAGCAGAACUUACGGUUGUUCAGUGGUUUGAAGGAGACCCUCAACCCACAGAUGUGCCGAGGCUUCGUGGACUCGUUUCUCGCCCGGCAGCAAACUCUGGAGGAAUCUGGGAAUACCAACAGUCACUUCCAUCAAGAAAACCUGUUGGCGACGGUUCUGAAUCUCUUUGCCGCUGGCACUGAGACAACGUCAACCACACUGAGAUGGGGACUUCUGUUCAUGGCCAAGUAUCCAAAAAUACAGGACCGGGUCCAGGAGGAGCUGAGCAGGGUGAUCGGAGGGCGCCAGUCAAAGAUGGAGGACAGGAAGAACCUGCCUUACACCGACGCCGUCAUCCACGAGACGCAGAGAUUGGGCAACAUCGUCCCCAUGUCGCUUCCUCACCAGACGAGCCAAGACGUCACUUUCCAGGGUCACUUCAUUGAGAAGGGCACCACGGUGUAUCCGCUCUUGACGUCCGUCCUGUCUGAUGAGAGUGAGUGGGCGGAGCCUCACAGCUUUCAUCCCGCUCACUUCCUGGACAAAGACGGGAAGUUUCUCAAGCGAGACGCAUUCAUGCCUUUUUCUGCAGGACGCAGAGCUUGUCUCGGAGAGAGCCUGGCUAAGGUGGAGCUCUUCAUCUUCUUCACCACCCUGAUGCAGCAGUUCCGCUUCACUGCGCCCCCUGGAGUCUCGGAGGAGGAACUGGACCUGACUCCAUGCGUGGGCUUCACUCGCGGCCCUUCACCCCAUAAACUGUGUGCGGUCGCCUGCAUGUGAGCAGCCGCCUGCCCGAGUCCGGAGAAUACGUGCAAUAUCAACUAUGUAAUACGAUGCAGAUCAGAUGAAGUACACUCGUUUCCAUCGACAUCCAUUUCUCAUGGUUAAUAAUGUGGCUUGAUGGUAGAUUGACAUUCAUAUGAUGCAUAUUUAACAAUCCAGCUGAAAAUCAACAAAACAGAAUCAAAGGCGGUCUUAGAGGUGGAAGACUGGAAGAUUUAAAAAGUAGUUGAACAGUACUGAAAUACAAGUAAUGUCAUUACCACAAAUUAUGUUGAUUUUGUGCCAGAGAACAAUGAUUUUUAAACUGUGACAAAAAUGGCUCUUAUGUAACGAGAUGCAAAAAUAUAAAUGUGAAAAUGUUUAUGGACGCAAUAAACCAGACCUCCGGAUA
Messenger RNA from Pseudoliparis swirei, 1942 nucleotides. RefSeq names its product cytochrome P450 2K1-like. The coding region runs from base 31 to 1548 and encodes 505 amino acids. The transcript has 9 exons. Gene Ontology annotation, biological process: xenobiotic metabolic process. Lineage: Eukaryota; Metazoa; Chordata; Actinopteri; Perciformes; Liparidae. Gene Ontology annotation, molecular function: iron ion binding; heme binding; oxidoreductase activity, acting on paired donors, with incorporation or reduction of molecular oxygen, reduced flavin or flavoprotein as one donor, and incorporation of one atom of oxygen. Gene Ontology annotation, cellular component: intracellular membrane-bounded organelle; cytoplasm. The record is from RefSeq and is a predicted model, not a curated record.